AAAACCUCAACCUCACCCCUGCCUCCGUAACUGUCGCGGGGUCACCAACCAGUCAUGCGCCAUCUGCCUGUCCGGGAGGGAUGGGCGAGAGGCUGCACAGGGCGAACCAACCCUCCUCAGACCUACACACACACACACACACACACACACGCAGGCAGGCAGGCAGGAAUCGUCACUUGUGCCACCCUGUGUGGCGUCAUCGACCUCCCUUCCCAUCUCCCUCUCCUCUCCACCUGUGGGGGUGCAGUUUUCUGCCGUACGCCCACCCAGACUGGUCGACCUCCAUUAUCUCUACCUCCUCGCCGAGGUCAACACUCAUCGCAACCGGAGAGGGCGUCACGCCCACCGCCGAGGCCGACACCGCAGCACCACGCUGAGUGACAGACACGCCGCACAGCACACAGAGAACCCUCAGAUGCACUGUGCUGUGCUGUCCUGUCCGUGCCCGGCCGGUCAUGUCGCCUCGUCCUUUCUUACCUGUGUUUGCAAGGUGACUGAGACGCAGACACGGCCGAUCGACCCGACAGAGAAGGGCGGCGACGCACGGCCCUCCCGGCCCCCCACACCACCACCACCCACAGCAGGCAACACAUACCGCUCAAACUCCCAGGGGUCGUACUCAUAGCUGACGAACGGCACCAGUCCACCUUGGCCAUCGUCGCUCCUCUCUCCAUCCUGACCACCGUCCCCCUCGCCCCUCUCUCUCUCGUGUUCUGGCGAGUGUGGUGGUGGCGUGACGCGCCAGAGUCGGCCGGAGGAUGCAUGUCGCAGCGACACACGCUGGGAGGGGGAGGGCUGCUGCGAACGGGUCGUCGGCGAUUGGGCGGAGGUGUCGAUCGACCGCAGCUCGUCCCUGUGCGCCCAUACAAUGCCGGAUGGAUGGAUGGAUAAGUUGCUGCCGGAUCUCCUCUCUCUCUCUCUCUGUGUGUGUGUGUGUGUGUGUGUGGUCUCUUACUGUCCGUGUGCGAAGUGGCAUGACUUGCGCGUGCACCGCCCAGCCAGCCAAAAGUAACAGAGCUUUCUGCACACACACACACACACACACACGUGUGUGUGUGUGUCAGAUAAGAGCGUUCCACGUCUGUCUGUCUAUCUAUCAUACGUCUUGGCGUAGUCGGGUCGGUUCCUGAUCUCAUCGGCCGAAUGUGCAUAGGUGCACUUGGAGCCGUACGAACAUGCACCACGCAGAAACAGCGGACAAAACUACACACACAACAGCCAUCCACCCACCCAUCCCAACCCAGCACAGUGAGUGCCUUUCCCUCCUCUGUGUUGUGUGUGCGCACCCGUGUUUUGUAGUAGGCCUGUUGAUGCGUCGGCCCAGUCUGCCCCCUGCCGCCCCCGUCUCUCUGUUCUCUCUGGUCCCUGCUGCCCGUCUUGGCAUCCAGCCCUGGUAUGUGUCGGCCGAUCUCGGGGUACCGCCCCGCCAGAUCCAGCAGAGUCGUCACCGGCAAUGUCACCUCCUUCGGCAGACCAAGCUGACAUCCAUCAAUCCAUCCAUCAGCACAAUAUCCAUCCACAUUAAAAUCCAUUCAUUCCCCUGUUACAUGCAGUGCAUCCAAUCAAUCAAUCCACCGCAUGCUCACGUUGGUCGCGGCCACUUCAGAGGCUGUGACUGCCGCAGGGACGGUCUCUGGCGGGUCCAGCAAAGGGUGCGGCGGGUCCGACGAAUGCGGCGGCAGCGUCGCGCUCCGCGUGUGCGGCAGACGUCGGGGCGGGGGUGGCGGGGGCGGUGGGGGGACGGGCAUACCACUGUGCGCCUCCUGCGUGUGUGGCGGUAGAAUGAAGGGGUCGUCGGCGCUCGAGGAAGAGAGCGGCAUCUGAGGCAUGCGUGUGGUGGGGGAGGGAGUCAACACGCCUUGGGGGCCCGGCCGCUGCUGAGCCGACUCAUAUCGGGGCGGCGGGGGCAUGGUGGCCUUCCCACCUGGCUCAGUGUAGGAUGACUGCUGGUGCUGCUGCUGCUGGUACUGCUGGUACUGCUGAUGAUGGGGCACUAAUGGCGUCGACUGAGGCGGCCGCGUGUAACUCUGCUGCUGCUGAUGUUGUUGAUGCUGAUACUGUUGUUGCUGUUGAUAGUGCUGAGAGUGCGGUCGUUGAGCCAACAGGUAAGAAGCAGAGGAAGGGCUGCCAGUGGGCGGUGGCAGUGGCAGCGGCUCAUCGCCUGCCGCUGCUGUCAAAACUGAAUGUCGAGCAGGCAGUGCAGUGUGCUGUCCUUGAUCCACAUGUUGAUGAUACUGUCUGUUGUCGCUGCCGUAUAUGAAUUGGUCGUCGAGCAGCUGGCGGGCGGUGGGGACGCGGCCUUGCAUCCUCAUUCAUUGGGGCCACGUGCGAUGCGAUAUGUAGCAAUGCGAAAGGAUUGAAGCGUCAGGAAAAAAG
Messenger RNA from Vitrella brassicaformis, 2376 nucleotides. Lineage: Eukaryota; Vitrellaceae. The record is from the annotation of a GenBank genome assembly.